Silurus meridionalis is the source of this 5324-nucleotide messenger RNA. It is a transcript of the gene topbp1, whose product is annotated as DNA topoisomerase II binding protein 1. The record is from RefSeq and is a predicted model, not a curated record. Bases 237 to 4802 code for a protein of 1521 amino acids. Gene Ontology annotation, biological process: mitotic DNA replication checkpoint signaling; DNA replication initiation; mitotic G2 DNA damage checkpoint signaling. The transcript has 28 exons. Lineage: Eukaryota; Metazoa; Chordata; Actinopteri; Siluriformes; Siluridae.
UAACAGAAGAAGACCAGGAUGUUUUGUUUCAUGGCGCGAAGGCGACUGGGCCAGUCCUACUUACAUAAAUAAUAACAUUUCAUUUUUUUAAUUUACUGCGUGACAGGAAACUAAAGCCUUUUAAAUGCGUAUGUAUAGACACUGGCUUAGUGAGUGGCGGUAGUUAGCUGAGUGGCUAAAAGGCGCUCGCGCUUUUUAGACUACCGACAGUGAAGAUUUCUCGGACUAAAGGCAGAAUGUCCGAAGCGAGCCGCGAUGUGUACAUGGUGAAAUUUGUUGAACGUAAUGCACAUAAAAGUGAGCUUGGCCUCAAGGCUUAUGAGGCCAUAGUGGAGCUGCAGUCUGAGAAAUAUGUGCAGACUAUUGAUGAAGAAGCCGUGCUGGAGUUGGAGCACAACGACAAGUCCUUGUACGUGUUCAGUGAUUUCACCAGCGAUGCAUUUGAGCACUGCAGGAAGCUGGGAUGCAGGAUAGUGAGUCCACUGGUAGUGCUGUUCUGCUUGCAGCAACAGCGGUGUGUUCCAAAGGCAGAACAGCCAGUUUACAACAUGGCCAUGGCUGAUGUUACAGUGUCUUGCACCAGUCUGGACAAAGAAGCACGGACAGAAGUGAUGGACUUGGUGCAGCUGAUGGGUGGGCGGGUCUACCGGGAUCUCAACGUGUCUGUCACUCAUCUGGUGGCAGGUGAGGUGGGCAGUAAGAAGUACCUGGUGGCAGCCAGCCUGGGGAAACCCAUCCUUCUGCCAACCUGGGUCAGAGCAUGCUGGGAGAAAUCUCAGGACAGUUUGUUCCGGUACACAGACCUGCGUUCGGAGGAUUACCAGUGCCCCGUUUUUAAAGGUUGCACUUUGUGUGUGACGGGUCUGUCCACUGUGGAACGUAAAGAAGUGCAGAGGCUGUGUGAGCAGCAUGGUGGGAGCUACACUGGCCAGCUUAAGAUGAACGAAUGCACUCACCUCAUUGUUAGCGAACCCUCAGGUCAGAAGUACGAAUUUGCAAAAAAGUGGAACGUGUACUGUGUCUCCAUUCACUGGCUCUUUGACAGUAUUGAGAAGGGCUUCUGUCAGGAUGAGAGUCGUUAUGCUGUCGAGAGAGAGGACAAAAGGAAGGAGAAACAUGGCAGACCCAACACCUCCACUCCUACUGGCUCAAAUAAGGCAGAUGGACCAUCUUUGCUUGGACUGAGUCAUAUCUCAAAUGUCAGUAUAAAUGUCAAUGAAACAGCCAUGACAACUGCAACAAUGAGCCGCAUAGAGACCGCAGAUCCAAUUGACACUUUUGAUGCUACCCUCUGUCCGGCAGAUGACUUAUUAGAUGGCUGCAAGCUGUAUCUGUGUGGUUUGGUUGGGAAGAGGUUGGAGAAACUGCGCCGGCUGGUAAACUCUGCAGGAGGCCUGCAUUUCAAUCAGCUUGGUGAAGAACUUACACACAUCUUGAUGGGAGAACCAGACCAGGAUGUCAAAAGCUUUCUUACCAAAGCUUCUCAUAGGCCGCAUAUCGUCACAGUUCAGUGGCUGCUGGACAGUUUUUCUCGUGGCUCUCUGCUACCAGUGGAAAAAUAUUUCCACCCUUCAUUCCUUCCACCUGCUCCAGCCCAAGUGGACAUUCCCGCCCCACGCCCUGCUACCUCACACCCUUCUAGGCCUUCUUUUGCUGCCCCACCUGCCCCCAGCCCUAAUCGACAUGCUAGGGCUGAGGAAGAGUUACUCUCACAAUACGUAGACAAUAAUCAGACUGUUGUGGAGAAACCUCCACCCGCAGAAAAGGAAAGCAAGACUUGUAGGUCUGAACUCCCAGUCCCAGAUGUGCCAGGGCAUGACUCCACUGUAGCUGAAUCCUCAGAGGGAGGCAUGUUUAUUGGAAAACGUUUCCUCCUUGUAGGUUUUGAUACAGAAGCAGAGGCACAGCUCUCAAUGCUGGUUGUAGAGAACUAUGGAAAGGUUCUGGUCGGCCGUUUCAGAGGCGUGGCCGAUUAUGCCAUUGUUCCUCUGCUCGGCUGUGAGGUGGAGGCCACAGUGGACGAAGUGGUCACCGAGACCUGGCUGGCAAUGUGUGUGGAGCAGCAGUGUAUUCUGCCAGUAUCAUCUCAUCCAUUGUUCACACCAGUCGUGGUAAAGGAGGGCUGCUCUCCUCUUCGAGACUGCGUGCUCUCAGUUAGCCAGUUUACGGGAGCAGAAAGAGAGUCUCUCAUUCAGCUUGCGAGACAUCUAGGAGCAAGCGUCCAGGAUUAUUUUGUGCGCACUGCUAAUCAGAGGAAAGGCAUGCUGGCUAGCACUCACCUUGUUCUGCAGACUCCUGAGGGCACUAAGUACCAGGCAGCACAAAAAUGGGGGCUGCCUGCUGUGACCAUACGCUGGAUCCUAGAGUCUGGCAGAACCGGAAAACAUGCCGAGGAGUCACGCUAUCUGGUGGAUCUGCCGCCAUCUCCUGAGCACAGCGAGGGCAGUUUCAUUGGCGCAUCUCAGAAAGUAGCAGUCCCUCCUGUGGCUAUGCGUCUUUCUCCAGAGAUUCCUCUGCUUGGCCCACAAAGCAGCGCUUCUGUAACACCGUUGGACACAGGCCGUCUGCAGAGCCGCACCGUCCACUCCGUCCUCCGCAAAAUGAAGAAAGGUGAGGAGGGAGCGGUGAAGGUUACGACCCCGGCUCAGGAAGAAAGCAGAGGGAGCUUGCAGAAAGAGCUUCAUCUUGACACGCCGUCUCGCUUCCUCAGUCGAGACAGGCUUUUUGGACCUUCGUUUAACAUCAAGGAUGUGUAUGACCAUUUAAAAACACCUGGUAAUAAGCCUCAGCAAGAUGCGGGAGCGGAGACUCCCCUAAGUGAGGUGAUCGAAAGGAAUUUGAAGGCGGCUGUGGCCAACAGCAACCGUAGUCAUGUCAUGAGCCUGGCUGCUCUGACUGCAAGUCCUCAACUGACCAAAGAGCCGGAACCUAAGAUACCUGAACAGGUAGAGGAAAAACCUUCAGCACCACUUGCCAGAGUGGUGGUUUGUGUGAGUAAGAAACUUAGCAAAAAACAGAAUGAGUUAAAUGCAAUGGCGGCAUCCCUCGGAGCAGACUUUAGGUGGUCUUGUGAUGAUUCGGUCACCCACUAUAUCUAUCAGGGUAAAGUGGGAGACAACACUAAAGAGUACAGGGGAGUGAAGGAAAGAGGCCUGCACAUAGUGUCCCAGCACUGGCUGCAGGCGUGUACAGAGGAGCAGAAACGAGUGCCUGAGUCACUCUACCCUUUUACCUUUAACCCCAAAAGGAGCCUGAUGCUAAGCCAAGUGACGGACAGCAACCAGAAAUCUCCUCCCCUGUCCACAACCCGCUCCAGUCUCCAAGCUCUCAACGAUGAUGACACACUGAUGAGUACUGAGGACAUAACAGCAGACAUUUCUACUCCUCAGAGAGAACCUGCAGAGAAAGAACCGACCAGCAGCAGCAGGAAAGACCUCACAGAAACUUUAGAAAUGAGGGAGAACUUGCAGAGGCAGCUACAGGAGAUUAUGUCCGCCACAAAGCUGACCAGUGGUCGACGAGCCUCCUCUAGAUUGGCCCGAGUGGGUUCAGAUGGUCUAGACUCCCCCCACACACCAGAGAUUUUGGGCCGAAUGGGGAGACGCAGCAGGACGCUGGAGGCCUUACGCAUGUCCCGUCAGGCUGCGGUGGAUGUGAACACAGAAGCGUCUCAGAGUGAGCAGAUAGUGUGGGAUGACCCUACGGCGAGAGAGGAGAGGGCAAAGCUGGCUGAUAACCUGCAGUGGCCGGGCAGCCCUUCCCAACAUUCAGAGCCUCUCGCCAUCCUCCCUCCACCACACACUGAUCAAAAUGCUCGGGACACCAUGACUGACUCUGAACUGGUGGAGAUGGCUGCCUGUGAUGUAAUAGAGGAGCACAUGAAAAGGACGGUGACGCCAUCAAGGGUUAACACUGAACAUAAAGUAGCCAGAAUUUCUGAAGCUCCUAGCACUGCUUUUCUCAACUCCAGAGCUUCAAUUCCAUUUGAGCUACAGAGUGAGGAAGAAAGUGAGAAAAAGGUGGUGAAGAAGGAGCCUCCACGCUUCCAGCUGUCUUCACUUAACCCACAGGAGCGCAUUGAUUACAGUCACCUCAUAGAGGAGCUGGGUGGUAUCUUACUAGAAAAGCAGUGUUUUGACCCCAGUUGUACUCACAUCAUUGUGGGUUAUCCACUGAGGAAUGAAAAAUACCUGGCAGCCAUGGCAGCUGGCAAAUGGAUCCUUCACCGCUCGUACCUGGAAGCCUGUCGUGCUGAGGGACACUUCAUACCAGAGGAGGAUUAUGAAUGGGGUAGCCACUCUAUUCUGGAUGCUCUUCCCUCUAUAAACUCCCAACAGAAGAGACUGGCGCUAGCAGCUUUGCGCUGGAGAAAGUCUUUGCAGGGUCGCACAGAAAAAGAGGGUGCAUUUGGUGGCUGGACAGUGAUGUUGAAUAUAGACCAGGCCAGAGAUGCCGGAUUUCGAAGACUGCUGCAGUCUGGAGGCGCAAAGGUUUUGCCAAGCCCAUCUCCCUCUCUGUAUAAGGAAACCACUCAUCUCUUUGCCGACUUCAGCCGACUGGGACCAAAUGAUGUGAGAGUGGAUGUGGCUGAAGCCAUGGGUUAUGGCGUUAAAUGUCUGAGGCCCGAGUACAUUGCUGAUUACCUCAUGCAGGAACCCUCACCACCAGUGGAUGCGUAUUAUCUUGUCGGAGCAGCGGCGAACGGGAUUCCUGAGAACUCGCACCAAGGCCAGAACACACCCUCACGCAAGCGCAAGGCCUCAGGGGACACAUCCGCCGUGAAGAAGAGUAGGGUUAGGUGAAAUCGUUUUUUAGCUCAGAUAGGUCAGUUAAAUGUGAAUUCGAACUCUUAAUCUAAUUAUAUACUUGUUUUUGUUUAAUGAAAAUAAAUGCACUUCUACUAAUUAAAAAAAAAAUAAUAAAGUGUGUCUGUUAAUAUCUUGGUCCUGCACAGAAUUUAACAUGAAGUCCACCAACGAAAUGAUCAGACUUGCAUAGAAACAAGCACAGAUUUAAAUGUAUGAAAUGGCAUUUUUCCAUCUGAUUUAAUGAAUCCAGGCUGUAAUUUGAGUACAGUUGAUAUUUUAGCUGUACGGGGGAAAAAGCAUGCACCUGCUAAUCUCUGUGUGUCAUAUUCCUACUAUAGAAUGUGUCCAAAUUUAUGCAGGUGUUGCAAAAGUGAGCGAAUAAAUGCAAAGCUUUCUGUGAACUACAACUAUAUUUUAGGAAAGAAAAAAUAUAAGAGAAGGAAUCGAAAAUGCAUUUUAGUAAAAGCUGCAUAUUGAACAUGUACCCAAAUAAAUUGUAUAGUUGUAUCAGUUUAA